AUGGCUAUUUAAUUGCUCUUUAUUUAUAAAUUCUUACAAGAAACCUUCUGCACUCCUGAUUAGCCUAAGCGGCUCUGCAACUUGAAUGAUGGGUUGCAUCCAGAGCAGGAGACGUGAAGAUCUCCACUUUGACACUAGAGGUUCUGGAACUCCGCCACCAGUGUUGCCGUCUCACAACUCACCUAAUAGACGUAUUUCAUCUCCUAAUAGAGGUCAAAGUCAAGGAUAUGGGCUGAGGCAAUUUACUUAUAUGGAGCUAGCAAUAGCAACUGAACAUUUCUCCAACAAUGUACUCCUUGGCGAGGGUGGUUUUGGUCAAGUCUAUAAGGGAUUUAUAGAUGGUAAACUCUAUGCUGUUAAGAAACUUAAAAAUCAACCAGAUGAACAAACUCAAGCAACUAUGGAGGAGGAGAUUAGGGUCAUAAGCAGAGUCCGUCACCGGAAUCUUGUUGAGCUGAUAGGGUACUGCAUUCAAGGAAACAAUAGACUGCUGGUUUUAGAGUUUCUUUCCAACAAGUCCUUGAAAUAUCAUCUACAUGGGAAGGAAGUGUUGGAGUGGUCAAACAGAAUGAAAAUUGCUAUAGGUUCUGCAAAAGGAUUGAAGUACCUACAUGAAGAUUGUAACCCUAGAAUUAUACAUCGAGAUAUAAAGGCCGACAAUAUUGUUCUUGACGAAAAUUUUGAACCGAAGGUCACAGAUUUUGGAUUAUCCUUAUUUUUUCCAGAAAAUGUUACUCACAUUUCCAAAUCCAUCCACGGAACUGAAGUAUAUGUAGAUCCUAUUUAUUCUGGAAGAGUUUCUUAUGAAUCAGAUGUAUAUUCUUUCGGUGUUGUGCUUUUAGAGUUGAUCACAGGAAGAAAAACUAUGAUUGGAGACACUACCAUUGUUAAUUGGGCAAAGACUCGAAUUAAACCAGCUGUAGAAGGGGAUUAUAUGGCCCUAGUUGAUAUCAAACUGUCAGAAUAUAAUAAAGAGGAAAUAAAUCGGAUGAUUUUUUGUGCGGCUGCUUGUUUAUAUAAACCUUUAAAAUCUCGUCCAAAAAUGGGACAGAUAAUUCAAAUUCUUGAAGCAAUCCUUCCUUUGAAGGAUAUAUGGGACGAGAAGGAUGACAAAUAUCUAAAUGGUAAUUGAAGUCUCACGAGGAAAUGACACUGGAGCGUGGAUGAGUGAGCGAGGACAGGACAGUAAAUUCCAAUACGAUGGAGCUCCUCGUCCGUCGUUGGUUUUUUAAUUUUCAUUCGUGGCUUCGGAAAGUCCCCAACCGCUUGAGGAAUUAUCAACUUAAUAGAAACGACAAUAAUGUAGAAAAAAAAUAAACAAGUUAGUGGUUUGAUUUUAAAUAUGUGGACUUUCGGAUAACCCUCAAGUCUUAUCCAACAGAAGAACAGAUGAAAUAUUUUAGGAUGCAAGAUUUCAAAUUUAUUAUCUAUCAUUCACAUCUCCCAACUACCCAUCACAUAUGAUAUUGAUAGUGCUAAA
Molecule: messenger RNA, 1480 nt
Organism: Manihot esculenta (cassava)
Lineage: Eukaryota; Viridiplantae; Streptophyta; Magnoliopsida; Malpighiales; Euphorbiaceae
Product: proline-rich receptor-like protein kinase PERK1
Exons: 9
Coding region: 86-1132 (348 amino acids)
Biological process (GO): protein phosphorylation
Molecular function (GO): ATP binding; protein kinase activity
Source: RefSeq, a predicted model, not a curated record